AUGGCUGGCGGCUUCAUGAUUUCCAAGCCCGUGGGCAUCCUGUGCAUCAUCCUGGGCGUGGGGGCCCUGAGCACCAUCAUCGCUUUGUCCGUGGUGUACUCGCAGGAGAAGAGCAAGAACGCCGAGAGGCCCAACCCCACCCCCACCGCGCCGCCUGCCUCCACCACCCCAGACCAAAAACUGCCUUGGAAUCAGUACCGCCUGCCCAAGUCGCUGAAACCGCACUCCUACAAAGUGUCGCUGAGACCCUUCCUGACCCCCAACAGCCAGGGUCUGUAUGUCUUUACCGGCAGCAGCACUGUCCGCUUCGAGUGCGAGACUGCCACGAAUGUGGUCAUUAUCCACAGCAAGAAGCUCAACUACACCAAAGCUCCCGUGCUGCGGGCGGUGGACGGCUCCAAGGCCCCUGAAAUCAGCAGAUGGGAAGAGGUCAAGUUAACCGAGUACCUGGUGCUUCAUCUCAAGGACAAUCUCCAGAAGGGCAAGUCCUACGAGAUGGACACUCAGUUUGAGGGUGAGCUGGCUGACGACCUCGCUGGCUUCUACCGCAGCGAGUACAUGGAUGGCGGCGUCAAGAAGGUGGUGGCCACGACCCAGAUGCAGGCUGCAGACGCCCGGAAAUCCUUCCCGUGCUUUGACGAGCCAGCUAUGAAGGCCAUUUUCAACAUCACCCUCACUUACCCCAAAGAGCUCAAAGCUCUGUCCAACAUGCUGCCUAAAGCUACCAAGCCACUGGAAGGAAAUGCCUCUUGGAGUGUCACUGAGUUCGAGAGCACCCCCGUAAUGUCCACGUACCUGCUGGCCUACAUUGUCAGCGAGUUCGAGUCUGUGAACUCUAUAUCACCAGAAAAUAAAAUCCAGAUCCGGAUCUGGGGCAGACCCAGCGCAAUCAAGGAAGGACAUGGCGAUUACGCCCUUAAUGUCACAGGCCGCAUCCUGGACUUUUUCGCCAAACAUUAUAAUACCGCCUAUCCACUGAGCAAAUCCGACCAGAUCGCCCUGCCUGACUUCAACGCUGGCGCCAUGGAGAACUGGGGACUGGUGACCUACCGGGAGAACUCGCUGCUGUUCGACCCAGGAACUUCUUCCAUCGGCAACAAGGAGCGGGUGGUCACCGUGAUUGGCCACGAGCUGGCCCACCAGUGGUUCGGGAACCUGGUGACCGUGGCCUGGUGGAACGACCUGUGGCUGAAUGAGGGCUUUGCCUCCUACGUGGAGUACCUGGGCGCUGACAGCGCGGAGCCCACCUGGAAUCUGAAAGACCUGAUGGUGCCGAACGAGCUGUACCGGGUGAUGGCCGUGGACGCACUGGCCUCCUCCCACCCGCUGUCCUCACCUGCGGAUGAGGUCCAAACGCCCGCGCAGAUCAGUGAGCUCUUUGACUCCAUCUCCUACAGCAAGGGAGCCUCAGUCCUCCGGAUGCUGUCCUCCUUUCUGACGGAGGAUCUUUUCAAGGAGGGCUUGGCUUCUUACCUCCAUGCCUUCGAGUACAAGAACACCGUCUACCAGGAUCUGUGGGAUCAUCUGCAGAAGGCUGUGGAUAAUCACAAAUAUUUACUCCCCGGCUCCGUGAAAGACAUCAUGGACCGCUGGAUCCUGCAGAUGGGCUUCCCCGUCAUCACUGUGAACACUGCCUCUGGAGACAUCUCUCAGAAACACUUCCUCCUCGACCCCCAGUCCGAAGUCACCCGCCCCUCACCGUUCAACUACCUAUGGAUUGUUCCCAUCACGUCUAUGAAAAAUGGUGUGAAACAGAACAAUUAUUGGCUGAACGGCAGCCAGACUGCCCAGGAUCCUUUGUUCAAGAUGAACACCGAGUGGCUACUUCUGAACCUCAAUGUGACGGGCUACUUCCUGGUCAACUAUGAUGAAGCCAAUUGGAAGAGGCUUCAGACUCAGCUGGAGAGUAAUCCAUCGGACAUCCCAGUGAUCAACCGUGCCCAGAUUAUCCACGAUGCCUUCAGCCUGUCCACCGCUGGGAUAGUCCCCGUGACGCUGGCCCUGGAUAACACCAUCUUUCUGAGCAAAGAAACACAGUACAUGCCCUGGCAGGCCGCCAUCGACAGUCUGAGCUACUACAAGCUCAUGUUCGACAGCUCCAAGGACGUCUAUGACCCCAUGAAGCUCUACAUGAAGAAGCAGGUCACACCUCUUUACAAUUAUUUUGAAGGUGUCACCAACAACUUCACAAAGCGUCCAGAGACACUCAUGGACCAGUACAACGAGGUGAACGCCAUCAGCACCGCCUGCUCCUAUGGGCUUGAAAAGUGCCAAAGCCUGGUCAGUGAGCUUUACCGAAAGUGGAUGGCGAAUCCCACAGACAAAACGAUCAUUCACCCCAACCUGCGCUCAGCUGUCUACUGCAACGCCAUCGCCCUGGGUGGUGACGCCGAGUGGGACUUUGCCUGGAACCAGUUCCUCAAUGCCACUGUGGUGAACGAGGCUGACAAGCUCCGCGCUGCCCUGGCCUGCAGCACCAACCCCAAGACCCUCCAAAGGUACCUGAGCUACGCCCUAGACCCCAAAUACAUCCGGAAGCAGGACGCCACCUCCACCAUCAGCAGCAUUGCCAGCAACGUCCAGGGGCAGACUCUGACCUGGAUGUUCGUGAAAUCCAACUGGAAGAAGCUGUUCAAUGACUAUGGUGGCGGCUCCUUCUCCUUCUCCAACCUCAUCCAGGCGGUGACUCGGCGAUUCAACACACAAUAUGAUCUGCAGCAGCUGGAGGAGUUCAAAGAGGAGAACAAAGACACGGGCUUCGGCUCGGGUACGCGGGCGCUGGAGCAGGCCCUGGAGAAGACGAAAGCCAACAUCAAGUGGGUGGACACGAACAGGGACUCUAUCAAGAAAUGGUUCGACGAUCACAAGGGACAGCCCUGACCCAGUCACCAGGCCACCCGUGUCAGCCCGGUCCCCAGAACCCACUCCAGCCACCUCACUCCAAAGACAAGUUCUGGUCCAGUCUCCCCUGGUGAGGGGCCAUUUAACAUUCUCACGCCGCUGAUCUCAGGGAACCCCACCCCGCCCCAGGCCCCCAAGGACAGCCCCCAGGAAGAUGAUGUCCCUUGAGGGCUUGUGGCCCCUCCAUAACAUAACAAACCCCAACAAACCCACAGGACCAGAUCUGUAAUUUUUUUCUAAGAGAAAAUGUAA
Molecule: messenger RNA, 3153 nt
Organism: Sorex araneus (European shrew)
Lineage: Eukaryota; Metazoa; Chordata; Mammalia; Eulipotyphla; Soricidae
Gene: ANPEP
Product: alanyl aminopeptidase, membrane
Exons: 20
Coding region: 1-2880 (959 amino acids)
Biological process (GO): peptide catabolic process; proteolysis
Cellular component (GO): cytoplasm
Molecular function (GO): metalloaminopeptidase activity; peptide binding; zinc ion binding
Source: RefSeq, a predicted model, not a curated record